Messenger RNA from Penicillium paradoxum, 2304 nucleotides. RefSeq names its product ubiquitin C-terminal hydrolase family protein. Bases 1 to 2304 code for a protein of 767 amino acids. The record is from RefSeq and is a predicted model, not a curated record. Gene Ontology annotation, molecular function: cysteine-type endopeptidase activity; cysteine-type deubiquitinase activity. The transcript is spliced from 5 exons. NCBI's taxonomy places the organism in Eukaryota, Fungi, Ascomycota, Eurotiomycetes, Eurotiales, Aspergillaceae. Gene Ontology annotation, cellular component: cytosol; nucleus. Gene Ontology annotation, biological process: protein deubiquitination.
AUGAGUGGAAUCCAUCGAUUUCUAACGCGUCGCGAUCGAAACCAUAAAUUGAACAAGCAAAACAAAGAAGAGGCAUCUCACAUACUCUCACGACCUCUAUUCCAUGGGUUCUUUAAGCCAGAGGCACCGCUCGAAGAUGAUCACGAAAAUGAGAAGAAGGUCAAAGCCCUUGUUCAACGAAUCAGAAAGCUUGGGAUCACUACUUUAGAGGAGGCACAUAUCAGUUAUGCGUUACAGAGUACGCAUGGGGAUGCGGAAAAGGCGUUUAGUCUGCUACUUCUGCUUGAGGACUCCAUUGAAGGAAUCAUCAGAAGUUACACGCCCAAUACGAAGCUUCUCGGCGCAGAAAACCGACAAGGCGUCACAUGCUAUUUAGACGCGCUGUUAUUUGCCAUGUUUGCGCGUCUGGAUUGCUUUGAGGGCAUUCUAUACAAAUCUUUCAAUGAUGAGCCUCGUCGAAAGCUCGCAAUCCUUCUGAGACUAUGGGUGAAUCUGCUGCGUUCGGGGAGACUCAUUACUACAGACAUGACAAAACACCUACAGGAUGCCCUAUCAGAAUGUGGUUGGGAGGAUGCAGCCAACCUUCGCCAGCAGGAUGCUUCGGAAGCAUUCACUUUCAUCACCGAAAAGUUAGAGUUGCCACUUCUGACUCUGAAGAUGGACAUCUAUCACACUGGAAAGGAAGACGAGAGUGACGACCAUAAAUUCAUCAACGAGAGACUUCUAGAAGUUGCCAUACCACCUGCGCCAGCUGAUGGACACUCCCUCACCCUGGAAGACUGCCUGGAAGCUUACUUCAAUAAUAUGAUUGAAGUCAAAAGACAUAUGGAACGGCGCAACACUACUGAUUCAGUAAGAUCAGUGGAUUCACUUUCCAUAUCCAAAGGGUCCAGCGCGCAUGUUGAAACAGUGGAGAUUGAGUCACCCACACCCACUUUGUCUCCCGCUCAAACAAACACAAAUACACCCCAGGUAGAAAAGCCAAGCCCGUGGUCAUCGUACCAUGAAUUUGCGGAAUCCCUCGAAACAUCUCGAACUCCUGGUCGACGUGGUAGUAUUGUUCAGCAGCGUUUCUUUCCAGACUCAAGUGGUGAUACACACUCUGAAACUGUGGAUACGGAGAAAGGAGGCACCGGUGCAGAUCAAGAUAUCAAUACCAAUACGCUACCCCGACGGGGCACAUACAAGAAAGAGGUAAUGAUGCCGGCGUGGCAAUUCUUCAGUUUGAUACCAUGGUAUACUGAUAAUUCGCCAACAAACGAUGCCCAAGUUGCAGCACACUUUUCUACCAAGCGUCCUAUUCUUGGGAUGUGUCUCAAACGUUAUUCAUUCUUGCCAGACGGCAGGGCAGUUCGUCUUGAUACACAUAUUGACAUACCAACCGAAAUCGGUCUGCCUCAUUUCAUCCAAGAUGACAAUUUAGAUGCGAAUGCUCCCAUCUUUGGCAACUUCAAACUCUCUUUACAGGCUCUAGUCUGCCACAGGGGUAACUCGGUUGACUCAGGUCACUACAUUUCAAUUGUUCGGGGCACUAGCCCCAACGGUGGUAUCCCAGUCAAUGGCUCGGCCCCGGGGUCAUCGAAACACUGGAUGCGCUUCGAUGAUCUUGCAGCAGAACGAGUAACACUGGUUGAUAUUGAUCACGCCUUGAAGACUGAAUCACCCUAUCUAUUGUUCUACCAAAUCCUUCCGAUUGGCGAAGAUCCAUCUGAGGCCUAUAUCCCAAACCCACCGUCAUCUCGGGCAUCUGAUGGUAGUACCCUGGCCGAUCAGACAGAGUUCAGCUCUGAGGAAUUUGCCCCUGAUCGACCGAGUGUGGAAGUCACGGCCCCAUGUGAUACUGUUGGACAAAUAUCUGUCAAUCCUGCAAGACGAUCCAGCACAGCAUUCUCAGAAACUAGCAACCCAGCAGGUCUCUAUCCCCGAUCUAUUCCAUCUUCUUCGCCAAGGCUAGCACCAAUGGAAGAGGGAAACACGAAGGGUCCCUCGUUCUCGCGCCGUGGGUCUCGACCAGCUCGGAGUAAUCCCGGAAGCCGUGCUGGCAGCCAAACUGGUGAAAACAGAAUCAGCGCUACUAUUUCACGCUUUGCUGAGCGGCUUAGUCGUGAUAAAUUUACCAGUGACGGUGAGGGGGAUGAGCCUGUAUUGGAGAUUGAAGAUACUCUGGACGAUAUGAGACUCGGCCCCAGUGCCUUUGAGAGCAAAGAGAAGCGUGGGAGAGGGCGGACCAAAGAUCAGGAGCGAAACAAAGGUAAGGCGAAGGAGAAAUCUAAGAAACCAGACCGGGAAUGUACGGUGAUGUGA